Bursaphelenchus okinawaensis is the source of this 632-nucleotide messenger RNA. NCBI's taxonomy places the organism in Eukaryota, Metazoa, Nematoda, Chromadorea, Rhabditida, Aphelenchoididae. The record is from the annotation of a GenBank genome assembly.
AUGCUCAAGGUUGCUUGCAAAACAUUGUCCAGGCUUUCCAACCAGGUAGGGUUACACCUAACUCCUAAACUUUUAUGACCAAAAGAGUAGCUAAAAUGUAAUUAUCCUGAACGAUAGCUUCAGUUAGGUCUAUUCGACAUAUUUUGUCUUUCAGAAUGUAUUUAAACACCUAAAUCUAGUCCGGAAUGCCCAUAUCUACAGUUUGAACUCAAUGGACGACUACCACAAUUAUUUGGCUGGGGGUUAUGGCCGUCACGCGUUAUUGGAUUUUUAUGCCGAUUGGGAUGGGACAUCCCUACUUCGAAGAGAACGAUUGGCCACAAAAGUUGAGGCCAGGGAUGAGGAGGUAGGCUUUAGAAGUUGAUUUAUUUCAGUCGCUCGUGCAGGACUGGGUCAAUUUUUACGAGUUUUCAUAUUUUUAAUAUAUCUAAAAUCACUUUCAGUUCGACCUUCUCCAAGUUGAUGUAGGUACAGCUGUCGAUGUUGCCCAGUACUUCCAAGUUGAACAAGUACCUACCUUAAUAUCCCAUUAUGAUUCCGAUGAAUUGGAAAGAGUUGUUGGCGAUGUUGAUGAUGAAACAUUGGAGGACAUCAUUGAGGACUUGAUCGAACGUUCUCAGCAUCACGGUUAG